UACUCUCACUGUGUUCAAAGCAUGGGGCACCUCAGCGGACACACCACCAGAGCUCAGUGAUAACUCGGAGACAGGGAGAGAGAGAGAGAAAAAAACAGAGAGAGAGGGAGAUAAAGAGAAGGAGAAAAACUGAGAGAGAGAGAGAGAGAGAGAGAAAGAAGGGGAGAGAAAGAGUUAGAGAGAAACAGAAGGAGAGAGACAGAGCGGGAGAGAGAGAGAGCGAAAGAAAGAGAGAGGGAGACUGGUCCAUUGAGGAUGCUGGAGGUGUAUCUUAUGGAGCGAUCGCUGUUCUAAAGUUUUGGGUCUCUGGGCGCUGCGGACUAGUCUGGAGCAUGGAGUUUGGGCGAGCGUUCUCAAAGUUUAACAGGAUCCUGCUGCUGAUGCUAAUGAUGUUCAAACUGGGCAUUUUUUGCACUGUAAGCGCUGAGAAAUGUUUGGAAGACCCGUGCCAAAAUGGAGGCACCUGUGUCGACCAUCUGGAGGACUACUACUGCCUCUGCUCCAACUCCACUCUGAUGUACACGGGAAAGAACUGCUCUGAGCUCUACGACCCCUGCCUUAUCACCGCAGACUGCCCGGACUGCCUCUCCGUCCCGGGGUCCCCCGACUAUGAGUGCACCUGCGGGGAGGGCUUCACUGGCCCCAACUGCAGCGUGAACGUGGACGAGUGUGCGAGCAACCCGUGCGCGGGGGUGAAGACGCACUGUGUGGACGGGGUGAACGGGUACGAGUGCCACUGUCCGAGCGGCUCGGGGGGCGAGCACUGCCAGGAGUCGGUGAGGAGCUGUCGGGAAGAGCCGUGCCUCAACGGCGCCACCUGCAGAUGGGCACCGGAGGGCUACCAGUGCCAGUGCGUGCCGGGGUUCGAGGGCGAGGACUGUGAGGUGGACAUGGACGAGUGUCUCUCGCAGCCGUGUCAAAACGGAGCGCUCUGCAGGGACGGGAUGGGCGUGUUUGUGUGUUACUGCGUUCCGGGGUUCCAAGGAUCCAGCUGUGAGAUCGACAUCAACGAGUGUGCGUCCAAGCCUUGCGCUAACAACGCCACCUGCACCAACGGCAGGGAUCAGUACACCUGCGAGUGUCUGCUGGGGUUUGAAGGCGUGAACUGUGAGGUGGAGAUUGACGAGUGUGAGGUGGAACCCUGUCAGAACGGCGCCACCUGUUUCGACCAAGUGGGUCACUACACCUGCGAGUGUGAGCCGGGCUACGCCGGCAUCAACUGCGAGGUGGACAUAGAUGAGUGCAUUAGCGCCCCCUGCCUGAACUACGGAGUCUGCAUUGACCUAGUGAACAGGUUUGAGUGUGACUGCCAAGGCACUGGCUUCUUUGGCGAGCUGUGUGAGGAGGACAUCCUGGAGUGUGAGUCUGAUCCCUGCCAGAACGCCGCCACCUGCCAGGAGGGAGUCAACCAGUACACCUGUAUCUGCUGGCCAGGUUAUGAGGGUGAGAACUGCCAGACCGACAUAGAUGAGUGUGCGGCGGAGCCGUGUAAGAACGGUGGGGAGUGUCUGCAGCUCUCGGACGAGGGGAACUACGGCCUCGUGGGCCAGCUGGACCGAGAGUUCAGCUACGCGCAGGCGGCCGGUUACCUGUGCCAGUGCACACCUGGAUUCAUAGGAGGAAACUGCUCAGUGAAUGUGGAUGAGUGUGUGUCUCAGCCCUGCCUCAAUGGAGGAGUCUGUGAGGACCUGGUCAAUUCAUACACGUGUGUGUGUCCACCUGGCUACACAGGUGUGCUGUGCGAGAUGGACGUGGACGAGUGUGAGAGUAAUCCCUGCCAGAACGGUGCCACGUGCGAGGAUGGCAUUAACGCCUACUUCUGUACCUGCCCUGACCCGGAGCCCGGCAAGCUGCCCUGGGGUGGCACCGACUGCGGCACGCAGCUCACCGGCUGCCUGGAGCACCAGUGCCAGCAUGACGCCACCUGCACGCCGCACCUGGAACACGACCAGCAUGCCUACACCUGCACCUGCUCGUCGGGUUUCGCCGGCGACCGCUGCGACACCCCCACCACCUUCUCCUUCUCCAUGGAGAGCUUCGUGCUGGUGGAGGUUCCGGAGGUGACCCGGAACCGCAGGGACAUUACCGUGGACUCGGGCAGCCCCAGCGUGCGGCUGCGCUUCAGAACCACGCUCCCGGACCUGGUUCUCUUUUACAGGGGGUCGGCCGAGCACUUCGUCUGCCUGGAGUUGGUCCGAGGCGCUCUGACAGCCAGGGCUGAAUCUGGGGCCCUGAAGAUGGAAGUCUCACUCCUGGACCCGGUCAACGACGGCCACUGGCACGACGCCCUCGUCACCGUGGAUGAAAAACUCACCCUGAUCAGAGUGGACAGCGAGGACGACAAUGACGAUUACGGCGGCGACCAGAUGCCGAAGAGGGCAGAAGACAGUGGGCAAAACCAGCUCCUGUUCUUCCACCCGGAGGGUCUCCAGCAAGUGUUCGUUGGAGGCGUCCCCCUGGCCCUCCACAACAACACGGUGAGCAUGAGGGGCUUCCUGGGCUGCAUGGAGGACCUGCUGGUCGACUCGCAGCCCAUCCUGCCCCAGAACCUGCUCUCAGACCUGGGCCUGGACGUGGAGAUCGGCUGCAACAAGACGGACUGGUGCCAGGAGGACCCCUGCUCCUUGCAGGGCCACUGUGUGGACCUGUGGACGGACUACAGGUGCGACUGCCAAAGGCCCUUCUACGGAAACGUCUGUUCUGAAGAGAUUCCAUCAUGGACGUUCAGCCGUGAGAAGACGUCGUCUUUCGUGAUGUUCCCCGUCACCCAACCGCACGGCGCGUCCUUCGCCGUCUCCUUUUUCCUCCGCUCCACGCAGGAGUCGGGCUUGGUGUUCCAGCUCAAGCGAAGGGAACAGGAGUUCUUCAGCUUGUAUCUGCGGAACGGCACCUUCCACGUCGACAUCCAGGCCUCCGCCUGCAGCUCAUCCCGCUACAUCACUGACGGAAACAAGCACUUCCUGACAGUCAGCGUGAUCAACGGCUGGGUGUUCUUUAACGAAGAAGGGGUGCGUUUUCAGGAAGAAGACACCCUUCCGGCGAUCACUGUGGAUGCGGGGGACCAGGCCUUCAUCGGGGGUCUCGCCCAGGGGCUGGACACCUCACGCUGGGGAGGAUACUUCAAGGGCUGCCUGCAGGACAUCCGUCUGGAUCACACACAGCUGUUCAUCUACAAGACCAAAACCACCAAAUACAUGAAGCAGCACCACCCAAGCUACUUAGGGGCCUCAUUCAACGUGGAGCCAAACUGCGUCUCCGAUGACACGUGCAAGGCACAUCCAUGCUUGAAUGGAGGCGCAUGCAAUGUGACCUGGAAUGACUUUGUGUGUGAGUGUCCCUACAACUUCACGGGGAAGGCGUGUGAAACACGCGUCUGGUGUCUGGGCGACCCCUGCGUGUUGGGCAGCCAGUGUGUGGACCUACUGGACGGAUAUGAGUGCCACACCAACGCUUCGUUCGAGAACAACGCCCUUCAGUACCACGCAGACGGCUCUCCCGUGGACUCCGUGACGACGGUCUCCGUGGAGCUGCGCACACGCGAGGAGAACGGGGUUCUGCUGCGUGCGUCCAGCGGUCUAGAACUGAUAUGCAUUGGCCUUCAGAAUGCCAGCCUCAUCGUGAAGCUGCGCAGCGGAAACAGCCUGGAUGUUCUGUCCCUGUCCAGUGAGAGCGUGCUGGCCGACGGUGAGUGGCACCAUGUGGAGCUGCACCUGGACCCCCAGCUGCUCCACAGCGCCCCCCAGUGGCAAAUCAGCGUGGACGGGCAACCCACGGGUCAGAGCGCCAACGCCACCGGCACACUGGAUUUCCUCGGAAACUCCACUGUGUACCUGGCGGAGAACUUCACCGGUUGCCUCGGCGACGUGCGGGUGGGGGGAGUGUACCUGCCGCUGGUGGAUGACGGCGAGCCGCCCCAGCUAUUCCGCUUCAUUCGCCAGGGGGCGGGCGUGGCCCCCGAGGUGGGGUGCCGGGGGUCCCCUGUGUGCGAGCCCUCGCCGUGCCUGAACCAGGCCUCCUGCCUGGACCUCUUCCACUCGUACAGCUGCGCCUGCGCCCCCGGGUGGGAGGGGGAGUUCUGCGAGGUGGCGACGGACGAGUGCGCCUCGGGACCCUGCGUGUACGGCUCCUGCCGCGACCUGCUGGCCGACUACCGCUGCGUGUGCACGGCGGGCUACGGCGGCAGGAACUGCCAGGAGGAGGUGGACGAGUGCCAGCAACACCGCUGUGAAAAUGGGGGAUCCUGCGUGGACGCUCUGGGGAGCUACUACUGCCUGUGCCCCCCGGGGUUCACCGGCUCGUACUGCCAGUGGCCGUUCCCAGCCCCGCGGUGUAACCUGGACGUACGGUGCGCUCACGGGGGGGUCUGCAGCCAGGGCUUCUGGGGCGCGAACUGCACCUGCAAACCCGGCUUCACUGGGAUGAGAUGUGAAGCGGAGAUGAACGAGUGUGAGUCAAGUCCCUGCAUGAAUGGAGGCACCUGCAGGGACAGGGUCAACAACUACCUGUGCAUGUGUGUGCGCGGCUUCAGCGGGAAGAACUGUGAGACUAGCCGUCAGCCGCAGAGGGAGCGGAUGCCCUGGCUGGUUGUGGCCAUCCCGUUGGCAUGCCUGGGCGCAGUCGUCGCCGGGGUGACCAUGGUGUGCCUGGCGAUGACGGCGCGCAAGAAGCGCCAGUCCGAGGGCACCUACAGCCCCAGCCAGCAGGAAGUGGGCGGUGCCAGGCUGGAGAUGGGCAGCGUGCUGAAGGUGCCACCGGAGGAGAGGCUCAUAUAGGAGGGAAUGUGUGUGUGUGUGUGUGUGUGUGUGUGUGUGUGUGUGUGUGACUGUGUGUGUGU
Clupea harengus (Atlantic herring) is the source of this 4834-nucleotide messenger RNA. It is a transcript of the gene crb2b, whose product is annotated as crumbs cell polarity complex component 2b. NCBI's taxonomy places the organism in Eukaryota, Metazoa, Chordata, Actinopteri, Clupeiformes, Clupeidae. The record is from RefSeq and is a predicted model, not a curated record. Gene Ontology annotation, molecular function: calcium ion binding.